Colletotrichum scovillei is the source of this 1776-nucleotide messenger RNA. RefSeq lists its product as uncharacterized. The coding region runs from base 1 to 1776 and encodes 591 amino acids. Lineage: Eukaryota; Fungi; Ascomycota; Sordariomycetes; Glomerellales; Glomerellaceae. The transcript is spliced from 2 exons. The record is from RefSeq and is a predicted model, not a curated record.
AUGAUGAUACCUGGAAUGGCGCCAGGUAUGUUUCCAUGGCAUCGGUGGUCGAAAUCAAAGAUUGAGAAGCAAAGCAGCAUGUGGGACGGCGAAGCUCAACAACGCCGCCAAAGCCCGGCUGCAAGGUCAGGUCAAUAUUGUGCUGCUACUGUGAAGUUCAUUGUACCUGUCAUCAUCUUCAUGGGUGUCUUUGGGUUUGUCUUGACGAACUUUUUCCCUGCAGAGUUCAGACACUUUGUCCUUGGCAGUGCUACAGAAAGGCGAAUCACGGGAACAGACCUUGAAAAACUCAUGAGUCCAACUCAUGUUGACACGGGAGGCUCACGCCGACUGCGACUCUUCAUGCCCGCCGACGGACCAAACAUCAACCUCUGCAAGACAGUCAUGUCUGCGGUGGCGCUAGGCUAUCCUAUGCCUACACUUCUAAACUGGAACGGAGAGUUUAACAGGCCUGACUGGCACUUUGCUGGUUCCCACAUUGCGAAGCUCGAGUCGCUUUUGGCGGUCAUUGAUGCUCUAUACGACAAAGAUGACGGGGAAGAUGUGAAUGAGAACGAUCUCAUUCUCCUUGUGGAUGCCUACGAUAUCUGGUUUCAGCUCCCGCCAUCCGUCUUGAUUGAGCGCUUUCACCAGCUAAAUCGCAAAGCCAACAUCCGGAUACAGAAGCAAUGGGAGGAAAGCGGCCUCAAGAGCGGGUUUCCCAUUAGUCCCCCAACGCAAAGCGUCGUCGUUACCACGGCCAAGGAUUGCCAGCCGGACUGGGAGUCAGGGUCGGAUCCGCGGUACGACUACUGGCCAGACUCGCCCCUGCCACGAAACUUUUACGGCGAAAAGACCGAUCAGGUUCUACCUUAUGUCUUCGACUCGGCGAGAAAGUACAAAAAGAUUCGACCGCGAUGCGUCAAUAGCGGAAUGAUAAUGGGCACUAUCGGAUCAUUACGCGGCGCGCUGCGCAAGAGCAAGGAGAAAGUUGAAAAAGCCGCGGUUAGUGGGCGACAGCUCUGGAGCGAUCAGGCGCUCUUUGCGGAGGUCAUUGGAGAUCAGGAAAUUUAUCGCCACUGGGUCAGGGGGCUCUCUUCGACGUGGAAUGGCUUUGUUUCUCAAGAGAAUCUGGGAAGUAUGCCGAAGGAGGUGCGGCGUAUUGCAGACGCGGCGCUGGCUGGCGAGAAGUUUGAAUUCGGGAUCGGGCUGGAUUACGAGUUUGCCACGAUCCCGCCUACCUGCUCUUCUGAAGACGACGGGUACUUUGUGGAGCUUGAAGAUGUCGAGGCCAUCAAGAGAGAGUCUGAAAAGGCUGGAGUCCCAGGUGAGGUGAGGGUACAGGGCAUUCCUGAGGAAUUGCGAGAUAUCCCUCGGCCCCUUCCGGGGUACACUUGGGGCAACGUCUCGCUCUACAUCGACUUCUUCUUUGGCACCGCGCCUGUGGGCAUACAUCACAACGCCUACAUCUUUGGGCUGAAAAAGUGGCGGCUGGAGAACUGGUGGAGUCUGAUGUGGUUCUACCCUCACUUGCGCGAUCUCAUCGUCCAGGCUCUGGAUGCGAACAUAAAGUUGAUGCCCCUAGCGAGACUUCUCACUCAUGGCGACAGCGGGAACGAGAUGGCUUACUGGGCGGCGGAGGAAGAGGUGAAUGGAAAGAAGAGUGUCAGGGUGUAUGACGGCUUGGAACAGCCUGGCAACUUUUCAUUUAUUGCCUGGGAUGGAAUAUGUCAGAAGGGAGAUCAAACUUGGUACGAUGUGCUAUUUGGAGAUGGAAAAGGGCCGCUGGAUGUGUGA